AUGGCGGUGCGACCGGCGCUCUUUGCGCAGGCACGGCUAGCAUGCUGUCUCGACGCCCCAUCAACCUCGACACUCGCAGCAAAGGUCAGGCUCGCUUCGAGCAAUAUCCUCGCUCCAAGGCAUGCGUGGCCUGGCCGCUUCCGGACGUAUGCCACCACGCCGUCGGGAGUCAAGACUACGUACCCGAGCUCAGCGCCACCCGCCGACGAGAACAGCAACCACCACUCGGCCUCCAAGCUCGGCACGGAGCGCGACCAGGGCUACCUCGCCUUUACCAAGUCGAGCCUCUUCAAGCUCACGCUGCCGCUCAAACCACCCAGCUCCGACCCGCUCUCGCCCUCCUCCAAACGCUCCUCUGCCAAAGCACGCGCGCAACGGCAAGACGACCAAGACGACUCGCCGGACUCAGCCGAGCGCGAGAGCGUUUCGAACCAGUCGUGGGAAGAGGCGGCCGAGACUCCCGGUCCACCCGUGUCGCAGGUCAAUCAUCGCGCACACACCAACCUCCACGGCCCUGAAAACGGCGAGCCCUCCGAUGUCGAGGCGGACGAAUACGAUGCAGAUGCACCCGCUCAUAGCGUCGUCUUCCUGCUUCACAGUGCGCAGCCGCUCAGCUACAUCGCCAACCUCAUCCGAGCCGAAGGACCGAGUCCGGAGCCUAGUCGGUUCCAGCUCGAGCAGCAGCGGCAGCAUCCAACCGCGGAGAACGGACAAAACGCCGCCACCAGCAACAAGGACAAGGUGAGCAUCCCCACGGGGCCGCCUUCGUCGCCCGAGCGCAAGGACAAGCGUCUGAAGCUGUCGAAAGAACAGCUCGAGAUGCGCGAGAUGCUGCUGCGCCAGGGAUUCCUCGAUCCGCUCGGCGAUCCGCCCAUCUCGUUCCACACGCGUGCGGCCGACGGCAAGCGCUGGUCUCCCGCCACGGGCAUUGGCGACUUUUUGCGCGAUGCGGCGCGCAUCGGCUCUUUUGUGAUCCGCAUCGACGAGCGCAACGUCUUUGUGACGGUGCCGUCGUUCGAGGACCGCACGCGCUUCCUGCGCGCCAGCCUGUACGCCAAGACGGGGCAGAUCGAGCAGCUGGCCAAGCUCAAGGCCGAGUGCGACCGCAUCGCGCACUCGGGCACCAAGCGGCUCUCGUUUGCCGGCGUCGGCAUCCUCGGCGCGUGGUGGGGCUCGGUGGCAUUCCUCACCUUCUUCACCGAGCUCGGCUGGGACGUCAUGGAGCCCGUCACCUACCUCACGGGUCUCGGCACCAUCCUCGGCGGCUAUAUCUGGUUCCUCAUCCACAAUCGCGAGGUGUCGUACCGCGCGGUGCUCAACGAGACCACCUCGCGUCGCCAGCAGAAGCUCUACAUCGAAAAGGGCUUCAACGUGGAGCGCUACCAGGAGCUCAUCGAGGACGUCAAGGACCUGCGCAGGACCAUCAAAAAGGUCGCCGAGGACUAUGAUCUUGAGUGGGACCAGGGCGAGACCAAGGCGGGCAAGCAGAACAAGCACGCACUCAAGAUCAUCCGUCGCCACGAGGCUGCCACCUUCCGUGCGUCCAAAUCGGAUCCAAAGCAGGACGAGCAGGACGGCGAUAAGGACGAUGCCGAUGGGGGAGAGCGUGCUGGCUCGAGCUCGCACGAGGCCGAAGACAAGGAUGGCGACGGUCAGCCGGACCAUGUGCAGGCGGGCAACUCCAAGCUCAGGCCCAAGAAGAAAAAGAUGAGCGACGAGUCGUCCGCCCGCCGGUUUUCCACCUGGGCGGCAGCGUCGUCGUCGCGCACCUCGGCCUCGGUGAGGCACUACAGCACCCAGUCUGGCGCACCAAGACCAGGUGGUACCUCGAAGGCGGACGCGCGCGCCGUUGCAACACCGACAAGCACUGGCGCCAAGGCUUCGCUCGGCAGCGCGACUGAUGCGGCUGCAAAACCGUUCAGCCUUGCGCCGUACCUUGCGCUGAGCCGGAUCGACAAGCCGAUCGGCACGUGGCUGCUGUACUGGCCGUGUGCAUGGUCGAUUGUGCUAGCCUCGCACACGCUCGGACUUGCCUUGUCCACACCGCUAUUCUACACGCUGCUGUUUGGCGUGGGUGCGGUGGUGAUGCGCGGCGCCGGAUGUACAAUCAACGACAUGUGGGACGUCAAGAUGGAUCGGCAGGUGGAGCGCACCAAGACGCGCCCGCUCGCGGCGGGCGAGAUUACGCAGUUUGAGGCGCUCUGCUUUCUCGGCGUCCAGCUGAGUGCCGGACUGGCGGUGCUGGUGAAUCUGAAUGCGUACAGCAUCGUGCUCGGCGCGAGCUCGUUGGGGGUGGUGGUGCUGUAUCCGCUCAUGAAGCGCGUUACCUACUGGCCGCAGCUUGUGCUUGGAUUUGCGUUCAACUGGGGCGCAAUGUUGGGCUGGGCUGCCGUAGCAGGGGCUGUGGAUUGGACCGUGGUGGUUCCGCUGUAUGUGGGGUCGAUCUGUUGGACGCUGGUGUACGAUACGAUCUAUGCGCAUCAGGAUAAGAACGACGACGUGCAUGCCGGCGUCAAGUCGACAGCGCUGCUGUUUGGCGAGCAUACCAAACCGGUGCUGUCGGCGUUUUCGGCGGGAAUGAUUGGGUUGUUUGGAUACAGCGCCUCGAAAGCCAUUCCGCCAGCAGUGGGGUUGAGUGCAGCACAGGUGCUUGAACCCGCACGCGCCGCGUCCGUCGGCGACCUGGUUCUGCCUUCGUCCACACUGCAGACGCUCUCAUCCUCGCCAGUGCUGGAGGCGCUUGCACACCACCAUCCGUUUUUUAGUAUCGCGCUGGCCGGUGCCGCGGGCCAUCUGGCUUGGCAAAUCGCAAGCGUACGACUCGACGAUCGUCCCGACUGCUGGCGCAAGUUCUGCGCCAACACCACCCUCGGCUGGAUCAUCGUCGCGGGCCUCGUAGCUGACUAUGCCGCCUGGCUCUACCUCGACGCCCGCCACCGCGACGGGGAUACUCACACCGCAGCGAAACCAACGCAAUAG
Molecule: messenger RNA, 2979 nt
Organism: Moesziomyces antarcticus
Lineage: Eukaryota; Fungi; Basidiomycota; Ustilaginomycetes; Ustilaginales; Ustilaginaceae
Product: prenyltransferase
Exons: 1
Coding region: 1-2979 (992 amino acids)
Biological process (GO): ubiquinone biosynthetic process
Cellular component (GO): mitochondrial inner membrane
Molecular function (GO): 4-hydroxybenzoate polyprenyltransferase activity
Source: RefSeq, a predicted model, not a curated record